Messenger RNA from Lachancea meyersii CBS 8951, 3213 nucleotides. The record is from the annotation of a GenBank genome assembly. Lineage: Eukaryota; Fungi; Ascomycota; Saccharomycetes; Saccharomycetales; Saccharomycetaceae.
AUGGAGGACUCUGAAAUCUCCAAGGGAUCGUAUAAACAAAAAUCGUUUUUGUCUCUGCGAAAUUUGGGCUCAGAGAAGUUGAAUUCAAGCCCACGAGCCUCUCGGACUUCCCUGUCACAGUUGAAGCUAAACUUGCUAACUGAUGGGAAGCAGUGGGAGUUUCUGGAAGAUUAUGGGCUCGAGGAGCUCAGAGACGGGUUUUUUGAUCCCAUUUUCACGAGAUAUGAGCCUGUAGGGACGGAAUCGGAUCAGGGUGAUGCAACAGCGAAAACUGUGCAACACCAGGUCCUGCUCCAUUCCUGGUUUUUGGAGCAGUAUGUGAAAUUGCAGAGCAACUGGAAAAGAAUGCUUAAGUUUUGGAUUGCCUUUUUUGGAGCAUUUUGUAUUUGUUUGGUGCGGCCUUCAGGUUCGUGGAUCGGGCAAAGUUAUCGUUAUUUCUUGCCUCUUGCGGUGUUGAUUCACCAUCCAGUAAGGAACGUGGGAGUUCAGCUGGAGAUCUGCACAUGUUCCGUUUUUGGGGCAGCGCUAGGAAUGGGUUGGUCGAGCCUCGCCUGGUACGUCUCGGUCGCUACGAAACCGGCCGCUAAUCAUCAAGGCGGUCUUCUAUUUGCCAGUUUGUUCAUUGCAGUCUACCUGUCAUCAUGGUUGAUAGCGGCCAAUCAGAGACUUUUGUAUUUUGCGCUAUCCUACGGGAUUGCCGUCACUUAUUUUCACACGGUUAGCUUGGUCGACAAUAAAGCCUUACUAAACUGGAAGUUGUAUUGGGAUUUUGGUAUAUCGUAUCUUUUCGGUCUCGUGCUAUCGUUCUUGGUGUGCGUUUUGGUCUUCCCACACUUUGGUCAAUCCGAAAUGGUUGAAAAGCUCUCUUCAUCUGUCACUGCAAUCAAGCAAUUGCUGGUUAACUUUUUAGAGCCCGAAGAGUGCUCCAAUCUCGAGAAUCUUCAUACGCUGCAGAAGAGAAUUGGCAAGACCAUCGAUUUUGACGUUUCUGAGGGUAUUAGAGAAUUUUUGAAUCAGUUAACAGUGGCUAGAAUCGAUGAAAAGUCACUGCUUAAGUUCCGCAACGACAUUACAAAUGCCGCUGCACCUUUGAGGUCUAUACCAACGGAUCACAAAUUGGUGACAAAGUUGGAACUAGAAGCAUUCUACACCGAACUGAAUGAAAGAGCGAAAGAAAGAAACCUUAACACGUCCGUUUGUGCAACACCUGUUCCUGAAACCGCAAAGGCAACCUUGAGCUCAGCAACCCGACCACUAAUAGAUGCGAAAACGUCGUUCAACAAAGAGGUCUUUUCCAGUCUGCUACGUUCAGCGUUUUCAAAAGACAUAAUAGCUUUAAUGGUGGAAAUGGUAUCGCUUUUAGAAAGCCUGGAAGGCUCGUUCGAACUUUUUACUCAAUUCACAUGUUCUAGUAAGAACAGACAAGAUACGGAUAAGACUCUAGGAACUCACGUUAACAGGCUUGGGCGAAAGAUCCAUAAACUCGAUCUUUCUUAUCAAAGUUUUGUUAAAUCGAACGUCUUUACCAAAGAAAUGCUUUCAGACUCUCAAUCCAUCGAUUCUUUUCUCUUCCUCAGGUACAUGAGACAAAGUGCUAAGCAUCUUAUCUCUGUUGCCAACUGCGUUUUAGACAUGAGCUCCAAUCUACAUUGGAGAAUCGCGUUUCCUCAUUACCCACUUGGGCGGGCGCUGAAGCGUUUACCGAACGAGUGCAGUAUUGAUCAGGGGGCGAAGACUAUCUUACAUUACUACCAGGCAAAGGCCGAUGUGGAUGAUAUUUUCGAACAGAUUUACAACAAUUACACUUCGAAGCAUAAAACACUUGCCACAGUAGUAGGUCAAGAAGACAAAUCGAGAGCUACAGUGAGGGCCGUGGAUCACAAAGAUUUCAGUCUACACACUACUAUUUAUCCUCUGCGUUACAAGAUUUGGUCGUGGGGCUCACAGAUCUCGUCUCCUGAAAGUAAGUGGGCCCUGAAAGUGGUAUUCGUAAUGACAUUCUUGGCGCUACCGACAUGGCUGCCACAAUCUUUUUCAUGGUAUCAAAAGUACCACUGUUGGUGGGCACCAUUAUCAUUCUUCAUACUGGCAAACCGUAGAAAUACAGGAAACUGGGCUUCUUUCGGUAGACGAUUGACUUGUGCCGUGAUUGGAAUAUUUUGGGGCUGGUGUGCGAACCAGGCUCGACACUUUGGAAGUCCAUAUGUGAUUGCGACAUUUGCCUCCAUCUUCUGCGUGAUUCUGUCUUUCAAUUUCUUUGCGAAUGGGAACAGAAAGUCGAGCUUUACUGGAUUUAUAUGUUUCGUUGUGAUAGCCCUUGAGCCGUAUAGCAAGCAUGCACCUCAUUUGAGCCAGGGCUUCAUUUGGAAAAAUACAUGGGUGACUGGUGUCGCUCUGCUAUGUGGUAUUCUACCCUCCAUUCCCAUCAACUGGAUUCUCUGGUCAUUUACUGCUCGCCACGAGCUCCGCCUCUCGGUGGCAUCUUUACUUGCCCACAUCAGCCAAUCUUAUCAAAGCGUAGCAGACAGGUAUCUUUACAGAGAUGCAGGUGACGCGCCAACUGAAUUGACCUUGAAGUUUUCUAAUAUUCGCGAAGUGCGACUAUCCCAAAGUCUUAUUGCUGUUCGAGAAAUGCUUCGUAAAGCGCGUACCGAGCCAACUUACAUUUUCGUGUUCAAGGCAGAUGUCUACCAACAAUUGUUAGACGGGUGUGAGUUUCUUUUGGAGAAGAUGAUUGAAGCGAGGAUAUCUGGUCAGUAUUUUGAAGUGUGGGAGAUUGACAGCGACAGCAGCGUUUCGAGGGCAUUGCUCUCACUUCGCCGUGACAGCGUGGCCUCCGUUAUCUUUGUGCUCUACAUGUUAUCGAACUGUUUUGUGUCGAAGCACAAGGUUCCUGUUUACUUGCCAAACGCCAUCAUGUCCAGGAAGAAGUUAUUCGAUCUAGGCUCGCGGUUCGAGUCCUCGGUGGGCGAGUCGCGCUGUUCCACUGCCACUGAGAAAGUUGACGAGCUGGGCGAGGACUCUCAGACUGACGAAAGCUCAAACCAAGAAGACGUGUCCCACUGGGCCCAUAUUCAUGGUAUGGCUUUUGCUCGUGCCUUCACUGAAAUUAGCGAAGUGGUGCAAAAAAUUGUUCACUUAAGCAGGGAGAUCCUUGGUGAAGGUACGAGUGGUCAAGACGUUUCGACAAUUCAUGAUUAUAUGCAAAGAUAG